AUGUCUCAACCCUUAAAAGAGGCGGACAUUAUAUUCCCGCAUCUGUCCAACACUCCAAAUCUCUCACAAACCCUGUCAUCCCUCCGGCGCUCUACACUCUCAAUACAUAAUCGUCUCGCCUCCAUAUCAACCGAUAGUGACUUUGUCACGUCAGUCGCAGUUCUACACAGCCUCCCUUUGGUUGCCAACGAACGCUGCGGCAGCUGGUACAUCCCACCCUCCCUCAAAUCCGAAUCAGUGUAUUUCAAGAGCACGGACGGCCACAUGGGUGAAUGGCGAUUCAGUCUCAGGAGAUUGAACUUGCAGCUGCUCGAUGUGGUAGAGAAAUGGGGUGGUGCGGUCAUCGUGGACAGUACGAGGAGGGGGAAGAGUAUGCCGGAUGCGUUGAGCAAGACUGUGCCAAUAUGGUGUUGUGUUGUUAAUCGAGCGAUUUUCGGAGAGAAGCAUGAGCUGUUUACGCCACCACAGGCUGUGAGUGAGAGUGAGCAUGCGCAGAUUGAGAAGAGGAUUGAAGGGCUUGUGCAUCAAUUUCUGGACAUCUGCAAACCCAACAUCCCAAAUCUGCGCGCAAAGCUUCAGAAACCACUUCGCCCUAUCUGGGUGACUCAACAAUCCUCUCUAUCCAGCUCGCCGCCUUCAUUUCCUGGUUUCCAUUCCAUCGUCCUUUGCACAGCAUCACGGCGAGUCCGUGGCGCUGAAGGGUCCGAGAAUGGGUACAUUCAGGGCGCUGCAGAUGACCACGAAGCUUGGGCGCAAGGACUCACGCCGACUCUGUUCUGGAAGAACAAAGACUUACUUAUGGGAACCAGUGAAGAAGAUGCACCGAGUCUUAUUGAAAGACUAAUCUCAGAAAAGGAUGGGAGCAGUGCGGUUAUGACUCUAAUCAAACCGACUAGUCAGCUGUACAUCUCAUCAAGUCAAAACGUUGAUCUAGGAGGUUUCAACGUGGUCAUAAGCUGCACACCAGAGCCACUCUCCCCUACUUCUUUAAAAGACGCGAACGUACAACACUACCUCCACCUUAAAUGUCAAACGGGCAAGCUCGGAUCUCGCGACCUGCGGUCUCAACUCCCACGACUCCUGACAUUCUUCACGUCCUUUCCAGCACACCCCAACAACAUUCUUGUAUGCUGUCCAACGAGCAAGGAUCUUUCUGUAGGCACCGCUCUCGCGAUUCUAUGUCUAUAUGCGGAUGAUGCGGGCCAGCUAGACCUCAAAAAGAGGAUGGAGGCGAAAGGAAUCAAUAAAGCGUUUAUCAAGCAGCGACUAAGUUGGAUUACAACAAGCAAUCCAGCGUUGAACCCGAGUCGAGCGACACUACAAAGCGUCAAUGCCGUCUUGCUAGAAAGCCAGGACCCGAAAGCAGCUCUGCCAACAAAACAUAGUAGCGAAAAUACACCGGGGUUACCCACCAGUCUGCCUAUCAGACAAACAAAGCCCGAUGCACAGGAGCCAGAAACAAAAAAUGAACACGAUCAUAAGGAUGAGGUUCCAAAGCAAAAACUCCCCAACAUCCCAGCAGCCAUCUUCCGGCACCUAGAAUCCACCGACGACCGCCCAUGGAACUUCACGCGAACCCUCCGCUCAGCCCUCUCAACACAUCCCUCAGGCACCGUAACCGGCACAGCAACAUUCACACCUUGCAACCUUUCUUCCUCUACGACCUUACCGCUAACGCUGCUCUACGCCGAACAAGGCGACUUCGUAACAGACAGCGGACUCCGAUUCACUGCGAGACGGAAGUAUGUGUACCAAUUGAAAAGCGAGGUAGACAGUGCAGACGAUGAGGUAAAAGGAAAAGAAGACAAGGGAAAUUAUAUAGCAGUGCAUUUCUUCGACGACGAGAAGAUGCCGCGUUCUGCUACCACUGCAGAGGGUGUAGGAGAAAAGGGAGAGGGAGUGGGCGGAUUGUUCGUUGAGAUGGGCGAGCUGAAACCACAUGGCGACGUACACGUAUUGCACGCAAAGAACAGGGAGCAACAUCUCUGUGCUGCAGACUUGUACACUGCGAGUUGGCAGUUUUUGGAAGCUAUGGGUAGGGGAGAGGGAGGCGAGUUGUGGUGGGAAGUCCGCUAUGAUGCCAAGGGCCCGAAGAAGGAUUACUACAGUAGUACGCGGUAUACUCGAUCACAGUAA
Messenger RNA from Cucurbitaria berberidis CBS 394.84, 2136 nucleotides. Its product is annotated as tRNA A64-2'-O-ribosylphosphate transferase. The record is from RefSeq and is a predicted model, not a curated record. The transcript is spliced from 2 exons. Gene Ontology annotation, molecular function: tRNA adenosine(64)-2'-O-ribosylphosphate transferase activity. NCBI's taxonomy places the organism in Eukaryota, Fungi, Ascomycota, Dothideomycetes, Pleosporales, Cucurbitariaceae. Gene Ontology annotation, biological process: charged-tRNA amino acid modification. The coding region runs from base 1 to 2136 and encodes 711 amino acids. Gene Ontology annotation, cellular component: cytoplasm.